Chara braunii is the source of this 3063-nucleotide messenger RNA. The record is from the annotation of a GenBank genome assembly. Lineage: Eukaryota; Viridiplantae; Streptophyta; Charophyceae; Charales; Characeae.
GUGGACCUCGCAACGCUUGCCAAAUUUGAGGAUGGGGUUCGAAAGGGCUACUGUCUGAAUGGGAAGCUAGUCAGCAUCCAGCCCCGCGUCUUGGAGGUAGCAAGGCCAAUCCCGACCGUUCAAUUUUUAGGAGAAUGAUCCCCGAAGGUAGUGUGCGAAAGUAUAAACCCGUAGGCAAGAAGGCCAAGCCGGUCUCGAUCCUAGUGGAAACGUCAAAGGAAGAGGCCAUGGAGAAGGAGGAGGAAAUCUUGCGGGCAAAAAGAGAGGCACGAGCAACGGAAGGGCAGCGCAUACCAGAUGAGGUAGAAGACACCAUGAAAAUAGGAGUGGAAGGGUUUCUAACAACGGAAGAAACUCAAUUGAUAAGAAAGGCAUGCCAGGAGUUUCAUUUAACUUUCGCUUUCAACGAUCGUCAGAAAGGACGAUUGGACGCAAAGCUAGUUCCCCCUGUCAGGAUCCACACCGUACAGCACGAGUGUUGGAAUGAUAAAGGGUCCGCCUAUGAGUUUGGGAUAGCAGCGAAGGUCAACGACCUACUUAGAGCCAAAAUAGAUUCUUUCGUCGCUAAACCCACCGCAUCUCCCUACGCGAACAAGUGGUUCGUGUUCAGGAAGCCCAAUAAGACACUCAGGUGGAUCCAGGACCUGCAGAAGCUCAAUGCGGUAACAAUUAGGGACGCAGGCUCGCUUCCACAGACCGACUUAUUGGCAGAAUCCCAUGCAAGGCGGAGCAUUUACUCCCUGGUAGACUUGUACUCAGGAUAUGAUCAGUUGCCGCUCGAUGCGAGGGAUAGACCGUAUAUCGCAAUGCACACGUUGGUAGGACAGUUGCAGAUGCAAGUGACCCCUAUGGGCUUCACAAAUGCGGUAGCAGAAACUCAGAGGAGGAUGCUCGCCGUUGCAGGGGAUAUGUUUCCGGAAAAGUGUGAACCUUACAUAGAUGAUAAUCCCGUGAAAGGCGCAAGAUACAAAGAUGAGACGGAAGUGCAACCGGGAGUGCGAAAGUUCGUCUGGGACCACUUGCAGGAUAUUAAGGACUUACUCCAGCGAUUCCUAGUCUACAACAUUACUGCAAGCGGGCCCAAGAGCAUCUUGGCCUUCCCGGAAGUAACCAUACUGGGAUUUCGCUGUGGAGCCUAUGGGAGGAAACCCGAUCCAGCAAAGACUGAUAAGAUCUCUCAGUGGCCGACACCCCUGCGUACCACGACGGAAGUACGAGCCUUCCUAAGGGUGGUUGGGUUCUGGAGGAUCUUCAUCAAAGGUUUCGCAAAGAUAGCAGAACCCAUCCGCGCGAUGAUUAGGGAAGGCGGCACUAUGGAUUGGACUGAGGAUAGGGAAGAGGCAGCCCAGACCCUGAAAGACAUCCUGUCAUCCGAUCAGGUCACGUUAGCAGCACCCUGCUUCAAUGGAGAGGUAGGACGGCCCUUCAUCUUAGAAACAGACGGGGGACCAUUGGCAGUGGAGGGAGUAUUGAUACAGAGAAGCGAGGAGGGCAAAGAAAGACCAAUCAAAUUUGAAAGUAGGACCCUGAAUUCAGCAGAACGACGGUAUUCGCAGUUCAAGAAGGAGGUCUUAGCAAUCCUGCAUUGUCUUAAGACCUUCCAGGCAUACCUGUUCGAGAGGCGAUUUAUCCUAAGAAUCGAUCCCACCAACGUUGUCGGAGCCCUAAAGAACUACAAGCCCAUAGACCCGACUGUUGGCAAAUGGAUAGGCUUCAUAUGGCAAUUCGACUAUAAGAUCGAGCGAAUUGCAGGGCUUCGAAAUAGGGCAGAUGGGUUUAGCAGGGUUUGUAUCACGCCAGAAGGAGUAGAGGACACAAAACCAAUUGACGCCUUCCUGGAGUACGAAGGAGGGACCCUUGUCGUGGAUAAUGAGAUGGCAGAUCCGGCAAUUACAACAGUGGUUGCAGAACUCAGGGAAGGACUAGUCACCACGGUCAGGCGCAAAGAGGAAAAGGACUCGUGGGGAGCAGAAGUAGGGGCCAGAGAGGAACUGAUGGCAAUGAUCGUGGAGGGGGGACGGGACUCAGUGAUGACGUUAGCCGAAGCCUGGGCGCAGAAGGAGUGUAAGUAUCUAGUCAACCUCAAUCGGGAGGAGCAGGGUACGGAUCAGAAGAAACAAGAGUUCUUCCUCAUACAGAUGUACGAGGGCGUCUUCAAAGAAAUCGGUCUGCUACUUGUAGGGAACAAACAACCCAUGGAAGUCAGUCCCAAGGCAAGGGAGGAAGUCGAAAAGUAUGUUCUACGAAAUGACCACCUUUUCAAGAAAGAGGAAGGGAUGAUACCUAGGCGUGUCGUUUGUGGGAGGUCUAGGCAGUUGGACGUAAUUCAGGCAAUGCAUGACGGGCUAGCUGGAGGUCACCGGUCGUCCAAGGGGACACUUGCAAAGAUCGUGCCCCUGUACUUUUGGCCACGGAUGGCAGGCAUGGUCGCAACGUAUUGUCAAACGUGUCUGAUAUGUCAAGAAAGGAGCGCCGUACAAGUUUACGAGCCCCUUAGACCCACCCGGGUACUGGGACCCGGACACCUUGUUCACCUCGAUCUUGCCGUUAUGCCCGUAUCGACGGAUGGGUUUAGAUACAUCUUGGAUGCAAGGGAUAAUCUUAGUGGCUAUGUAGAAGCCGUAGCCCUCAAGAAGAAGACGGGGAAAGUGGUGGCCGACUGGGUGGAAGACUUCUACCUAAGGCACCCUUUCGUGCGCAGGUUUAUAGCAGACAAUAGGACAAAAUUCGUUAACCAGGAAGUGUUGAACAAGCUUAAAACAUUGUGUGUACCGAUCAAGAUCACCGAGCCCCACCAUCCUGAGGCAAAUGCACCAGUAGAAGGGGUCACCGGACUUUUGAAGAACACAAUCGCAAAGUUGGCAGCAGAUAAUUUGGGAAGUUGGCCACGGUUUCUCAAGCAGGCAGUCUUCGCCGAGAACAUGACUCCAAAAAGAACAACGGGAUGUAUUCCAGCAGAACUCUGGUAUGGAAGGGAGAUCAAUUUUCCGAUAGAAGCUUUAGUCCCUACCUUCCACACUUGAGACCGGAAGAGUUAAUCACCGCAUGUUAUCAGCAGGUCGC